AUGGCCCUCUUUGGCUGUUCUUCUUCGUCCUAUGCCUUCAAACUCAUCAUUUCCCUCUCUUUCUUCUUCUUCCUCUGCAAUGGCUUCUCCGGCUCUUCUUCUUCUUCUCUUUUCUACACCCAACACCACCGUCACCACGUCGCCAAGCACAACUACAAAGACGCUCUCACCAAAUCCAUCCUCUUCUUUGAAGGCCAAAGGUCUGGGAAGCUUCCUUCCAACCAGAGAAUGACUUGGAGAAGAGACUCUGGCCUCUCUGAUGGCUCUGCUCUUCAUGUGGACCUGGUUGGAGGAUACUAUGAUGCAGGAGACAACAUCAAAUUCGGAUUCCCAAUGGCAUUCACAACAACAAUGCUCUCAUGGAGUGUGAUUGAAUUCGGCGGUCUCAUGAAAUCUGAAUUACCAAACGCUAAAGCUGCGAUUCGUUGGGCCACAGAUUAUCUCCUCAAAGCCACUUCACAUCCUGACACCAUUUAUGUUCAAGUGGGUGAUGCAAACAAAGACCAUUCUUGUUGGGAAAGACCUGAGGACAUGGAUACACUGAGAAGUGUGUUUAAAGUAGACAAGAACACUCCUGGUUCUGAUGUCGCCGCUGAAACCGCCGCCGCUCUCGCCGCAGCUGCUAUUGUUUUCAGAAAGUCCGAUCCUUCUUACUCCAAAACCCUCCUCAAACGAGCAAUUAGGGUUUUUGCAUUUGCGGACAGAUACAGAGGAACUUACAGUGCAGGAUUGAAACCAGAAGUUUGUCCAUUUUACUGCUCUUACUCUGGCUAUCAGGAUGAGUUGUUGUGGGGAGCUGCUUGGCUGCAAAAAGCGACAAAGAAUCUUAAGUAUUUGAAUUACAUUAAAACCAAUGGACAAGUCCUUGGAGCUGCUGAGUAUGAUAACACUUUUGGUUGGGAUAACAAGCACGCUGGAGCCAGAAUUCUUCUUACAAAGGCGUUUCUGGUUCAGAAUCUGAAGACACUUCAUGAAUACAAAGGUCAUGCUGAUAAUUUCAUUUGCUCUGUUAUUCCUGGAGCUCCUUUCUCUUCUACUCAGUAUACUCCAGGUGGAUUGUUAUUUAAAAUGGCAGACGCCAACAUGCAAUACGUGACGUCAACAUCGUUCUUGCUCUUAACAUACGCCAAAUACUUAACCUCCGCCAGAACCGUCGUCCAUUGCGGUCGCUCCGUCUAUACUCCCGGUCGACUCCGCUCCAUCGCCAAAAGACAGGUGGAUUAUCUACUUGGAGACAACCCAUUAAGAAUGUCUUACAUGGUUGGUUACGGUCCGAAAUUCCCACGGCGAAUCCACCACCGUGGCUCCUCGUUACCUUGCGUUGCAAGCCACCCGGCCAAGAUCCAAUGUCACCAAGGCUUCUCCAUCAUGAACUCUCAAUCACCAAACCCUAACUUCCUCGUCGGUGCAGUCGUUGGUGGUCCGGACCAGCAUGAUCGCUUCCCGGACGAACGGUCUGACUACGAGCAGUCCGAGCCAGCUACUUACAUCAAUUCACCACUCGUUGGAGCUCUUGCCUACUUCGCUCAUUCCUACGGUCAACUCUAG
Messenger RNA from Microthlaspi erraticum, 1548 nucleotides. NCBI's taxonomy places the organism in Eukaryota, Viridiplantae, Streptophyta, Magnoliopsida, Brassicales, Brassicaceae. The record is from the annotation of a GenBank genome assembly.